AUAGGCAUCUGCACAUCUGUGCUGUGUUUACUGCGCUUUCGCCAUUUUCGCGGUGGUGUUGCACUGUGCGUGAACUGUGAUAUUCGACAAGCGGCCGAUCCGAACGGAUUGAAACAGAUGGAAGGUACGGCACGAAAGCGAGCUCGGAAGGGAAAACCUGGUGUGUCUAAGAGCGACGGCGCGACGCAAAGCGUUGAAAAUGCAUUGGAUUCGAGUACCUAUCUAACCUACGACAUCCUGAGAAUUGUCUUUAAAUAUUUAAACGCCAAGGACCUGGGGAGUUCCGCGAAAGUUUGCAGGUCCUGGAUGGAAGCUGCGAGUAAUGAGAAACGCACACGAGGCCCUUGUUGCUUUGCGCAGCUUUACACGCCUGCUUACUUAAGUAGCCUAAAGAAUCUAAGAAUUGCACCGUCAGCAGGAUUCCUUUUUUUCCCCAAGGAUAUUACACAGUUAGCAAUAGUUUCUAUACAGGAGUCGCUACCUGAAGAUUGCCAGACUAUAAUGUUACAUAGCCAAGGCAUUGUUAGGGAGAAUAAAGAAAUAGAGGUUUUUUCAUUGCCAAUUAUAACGUGUGCGUUUUUACCACACGUCCCGACAGUGAGAAUAAAGUCGUUUAAACUGGCAGAACAUUCUAACAUACAACAAACGGUUGAGUAUCAGAAGAUAAUUAGUACAAUUGUUAAUUGUGAAAUAUCUGGGUCGACUCACGAGACGUCUGCGUGUUUAAUGUUAUUCUGUAAUGUUGUGGGCAUCACCGCAGCAAAACGUUGGGCUUCAGCCAUACAAAAAAGCAAAGAAAGCAAAAUUGUUUCUGUAUGGGGUGGUGUAGUGCAAACCAUUUACGCGCCACAAGCAUAUAAAGCGAAACGAAAAUUUGGGAAUAAGUUGAAUUUGGUCCCAAAAAUGUACGAGUCAGAUUGCGUCGCUAUUGUGAUUACUGGUCCCGUACAAACGUGGUCGACGAUUUUGGAGAGGAAAUGCAAUACGAAGGAGCGAGUCGAGGAGAGAUUAAAGUUAUUCAAGGACGAAGUGAAGUUAAAGAAACAUUCCGUAGGAUUUAUGUUUGCGUGUAAUGCUCGCGGGACAGAAAUGUUCGAUGAAGCUCAUGUGGAAUCAACGAUAUUCAAAAGAUUAUUCCCCAAGGUACCCUUAGUGGGCUGCUUCGGUUAUGGCGAGUUUGGAAAGACUACUAUCGAUGAAGAAAAAAGUGACAAAGAGGAACAUAAAUACAAGAAAUCUAAAUCGUGGUAUAACGAAUUCUCUACUGUGUUUUUGAUACUUACGUACGAUUGACGUUUUUAGAGAAGACAUGCCACAUGAGUGCUGUGUGCCACGAACAUAUUUUAAUACUUGUGCGUCACUAGUUUUAGACUGGUAUUCAUACGGCUCUGUGAUUGGUUUACAAUAGCUUAAGAUUAUACCUAGGACGAUCUUAAACGUGAAAGCGAACUAUUAAUAUCAGCCUUGGAUCUUGUAUUCACGGAUCUUUUUCUUUGUUAACACGACAGGAUAUGAAAGCAAUGACAUGCAUAGAACAAAAGGAUACAAUACAAUGAACGUCAUAGCAAUAAAUUUGAGGACAGAUAUUGUAUCCUAUUCUUACAUUAGACGUAAUCUGCGAACGCGCUUUUUGUACGAAUCCCAAAAUAAUGUUACCGAGGAAUAAAAAAAAGAACAAGUUGUAACUUGUGAUAAUAUAUUCUGUUCGUACUAC
Molecule: messenger RNA, 1714 nt
Organism: Vollenhovia emeryi
Lineage: Eukaryota; Metazoa; Arthropoda; Insecta; Hymenoptera; Formicidae
Product: F-box only protein 22-like
Exons: 5
Coding region: 118-1293 (391 amino acids)
Biological process (GO): positive regulation of proteasomal ubiquitin-dependent protein catabolic process; protein polyubiquitination
Molecular function (GO): protein binding
Source: RefSeq, a predicted model, not a curated record